AUGUUUAUUAGUGAAAUACCAGUUCGUUAUUAUGGAGAAAAAUCUAUUAAAUGGAUAAAAGAUUUAAAUAAUCAAACAACAGUUAAAGAUAUAAUUUUAUCUGUAUUACCAUCAUGUGAUCCAAAGAAUUAUUCACUUUAUAUACGUACAGGUCGUUAUCGACAAAUAUUAAAUAAUUCAUCAUAUAUUUAUAAAAUAGUUGCAUCAUUUAAUCAACAAUAUUAUGCUCGACGUUUAUUUUUUGAAAUACGUUCAAAAAAAAUUUCUCAAUUAAAUAAUAAAAAACAUGUUAGAUUUGCUGAUGAAAUAAUUAUACAAAAUAUUCAAGGUCGUUGUUGUAUAUCAAAUGAAAAAUUAACAUCAAAUAUGAUUGAAACAAUAUCAAUACCAAUUGAAAAACGUCUUGAAAAUUUAAAAGAAAAUUUUCAAAAAUAUGUUCAACAUAAACAAGAAAAUUAUAUAAAAUUAUCAUCAAUUUCAAAACGAUCAACACUUAAUAUUAUCAAUGAAAAUAUUCCUAAACAUGUUUGUGUACAAAAAGCUAUAAUACGACAAAUUUCAUGUUCAUCAAGUGAAUCGGGUAUUAGUUCAAGUGGAUCCAAUGAUGAUUUUCUUCUACCAACAACAAUGUUAGAAACACUUGUUUAA
This is a messenger RNA of Rotaria sp. Silwood1, 648 nucleotides long. The record is from the annotation of a GenBank genome assembly. NCBI's taxonomy places the organism in Eukaryota, Metazoa, Rotifera, Eurotatoria, Philodinida, Philodinidae.